Molecule: messenger RNA, 2216 nt
Organism: Marmota flaviventris (yellow-bellied marmot)
Lineage: Eukaryota; Metazoa; Chordata; Mammalia; Rodentia; Sciuridae
Gene: Hsf1
Product: heat shock transcription factor 1
Biological process (GO): regulation of DNA-templated transcription
Molecular function (GO): DNA-binding transcription factor activity; sequence-specific DNA binding
Source: RefSeq, a predicted model, not a curated record
CGCACGCGAGUGCGCGCGGGCGGGGCGCCUGCGGGAGCGCGCCCGUCACAAGAUGGCGGCUGCCAUGCGAGCUUCCAGGGCCGUGUGUGCGCAGCGGGCGGCGGCGCGGCCCGGGGGGCAGGCGCGGCGACGGCGCUAACCCAGGCUAGGCCCCUCUUCUUGGCCGCCACUUUCGCCUCCGCCGCCGAGCCUAAGAUGGAUCUUCCUGUGGGCCCCGGCGCGGCGGGGCCCAGCAACGUUCCGGCCUUCCUGACCAAGCUCUGGACCCUCGUGAGCGACCCGGACACCGACGCGCUCAUCUGCUGGAGCCCGAGUGGGAACAGCUUCCAUGUGUUUGACCAAGGCCAGUUCGCCAAGGAGGUGCUACCCAAGUACUUCAAGCACAACAACAUGGCCAGCUUCGUGCGGCAGCUCAACAUGUACGGCUUCCGGAAGGUGGUCCACAUCGAGCAGGGAGGCCUGGUUAAACCUGAGAGGGAUGACACUGAGUUCCAGCACCCAUGCUUCCUGCGUGGCCAGGAGCAGCUCCUGGAGAACAUCAAGAGGAAAGUGACCAGCGUAUCCACACUAAAGAGUGAAGACAUAAAGAUCCGCCAGGAUAGCGUCACCAAGCUACUGACAGAUGUGCAGCUGAUGAAGGGGAAGCAAGAGUGCAUGGACUCCAAGCUACUGGCCAUGAAGCACGAGAACGAAGCCCUGUGGCGAGAGGUGGCCAGCCUGCGGCAGAAGCAUGCCCAGCAGCAGAAAGUCGUCAACAAGCUCAUUCAGUUCCUGAUCUCGCUGGUGCAGUCCAACCGGAUCCUGGGGGUGAAGAGAAAAAUCCCGCUGAUGUUGGGCGACAGCAGCUCCGCACACUCGGUGCCCAAGUAUGGCCGGCAGUACUCCCUGGAGCAUGUGCAUGGUCCAGGCCCAUACUCGGCUCCAUCCCCAGCCUACAGCAGCUCCAGCCUCUAUACCCCAGACGUUGUUACCAGCUCUGGACCCAUAAUCUCCGACAUCACUGAGCUGGCUCCCGCCAGCCCUCUGGCCUCCCCAGGCAGGAGCAUAGAUGAGAGGCCCCUGUCCAGCAGUCCCCUGGUGCGUGUCAAGGAGGAGCCCCCCAGUCCACCUCGGACGCCCCGAGUGGAGGAGGCGAGUCCCAGGCACCCGUCCUCUGUGGACACCCCCUUGUCCCCAACUGCCCUCAUCGACUCCAUCCUGCGGGAGAGCGAGCCUGCCCCCACCUCAGCUACAGUCCCCACUGAUGCCGGAGGCCGCGUCCCCUCGUCCCCACCCCGCUCAGCCCCCGAGAAGUGCCUCAGCGUAGCCUGUCUGGACAAUUUGGCUCGCGCUCCACAGAUGUCUGGGGUCGCCCGCCUCUUCCCCUGCCCCUCCUCUUCCUUUCUGCAUGGCCGAGUCCAGCCAGGGAAUGAGCUCAGUGACCAUUUGGAUGCCAUGGAUUCCAACCUGGACAACCUGCAGACCAUGCUGACCAGCCAUGGCUUCAGUGUGGAUACCAGCGCCCUGCUGGACCUGUUCAGCCCCUCCGUGACCAUGCCCGACAUGAGCCUGCCUGACCUUGACAGCAGCCUGGCCAGCAUACAGGAGCUCCUGUCUCCCCAGGAGCCCCCCAGGCCUCUUGAGGCAGAAAACAAUGGCCCUGACUCAGGGAAGCAGCUGGUGCAGUACACAGCACAGCCUCUGUUCCUGCUGGACCCGGACGCCGUGGACACGGGGAGCAGUGAACUACCUGUGCUCUUUGAGCUGGGGGAGGGCUCCUACUUCUCCGAGGGAGACGACUACACAGAUGAUCCCACCAUUUCCCUGCUGACAGGCUCUGAGCCCCCCAAAGCCAAGGACCCUACUGUCUCCUAGAGAUGCCAAGAGGGACUGGGAGGGCCUGUGGCCUGCUUCCACCCUUAGGACAGGUUUGGGGGAGGCAGGACAGGCACACAGCCUCCACAGCCCCAGUGGGGGAAGAGGGGCUCAGGGCUGGACAGUGCCUCCAGUGCAGAGGGAGGGCCCUUGGGCCUGCACACCUGCUGCCUUCGCCCAGCCCCGCAUCCCCAUGGCUUGUUUGGGGCUUCACAGUCACAGCUUGGACGGAUUCUGCAGGUUGUUCAUAGAACUGUAUUUUGGAUUUUUACAUGAGGGUCCCCCUUUCCCCUUCACAGAGAAAUAUAUACACACAGACGGACAGACAAGACGGGCAGAGAUGUAUAAACCGACAAGCUCUA